AUGAUUUAUGACCUGCAAGUUUUGAAUAAGAAGGGGGCCGGGCCUCCUUCUCAGAAGAGAAUUGCAAAACGAAGUAGUUGGGCCCUUGAGCCCGGCGGCGCCAAUUGCGUCCCCGUCCAAACCCUACCGCCUCCGCACGCCGUCGCCAUGGCCUCCGCCCUCCAGCUGCGGCGCCAGUGCCUCGCCGCCGCCACCAACCCUGUCCUCUUCUCCGGCCAUGGCCUUCGCUUCCGCAAGCUCGAGGUCAUCCUCACCACGACGAUCGAUAAACUGGGUAAAGCAGGGGAGGUGGUGAAGGUGGCGCCUGGGCACUUCCGCAACCACCUGAUGCCCAAGAUGCUCGCUGUCCCAAACAUGGACAAAUUCGCCAUACUCAUUAGAGAGCAGCGCAAGCUUUACCAACGUGAAGAGGAGGAGGUGGUGAAAGAAGUCACAAAGGAAGAUGAUGAUGCUCGGCAACAUGAAGAAAGACUGAAGGAGUAUCAAACAGCAGCAAAGCAGCUCGAUAAUGCACUCUUGGUGUUGAGGCGGUUCAUCUCGACCGGAAACGAGCUGCGUACUCCUGCAACAAAGGAUGAAAUUGUUUCCGAGGUGGCAAGGCAACUCAACAUCAAUAUCCACCCAGACAAUCUGCACGUGCAGUCACCUUUGGCGUCCCUUGGUGAGUUUGAGCUGCCCCUCCGCUUACCGAGGGGGAUACCACACCCAGAAGGCAAGCUACAAUGGACUCUCAAGGUUAAGAUCAGGAGAAAAUAAGCACACUCAUUUGGGAAUCCCCCGAAUCUAGUGGAUGAUACCAAACCAUUGUAGCUUUCAGAUCAAGAGACCUGUGGAAUAGGUUUUCAGAUCAAAGUCUCAUGCGUUUCGCUAAUCAUAGAUUCAGAUUUAUUUGUUAUGCAAACCUCCUUCCCGUUCUCCGAAAGCUGAGUGUUGAUUUUCGCUUCUUGCCCAUCUGUGGAUAGGAUCGUAUGACUGGCGAUGUGAUUGUUAAAAAAUGUUACGGAGUGAUGAAUAAUUUGUCUGGAACAGGAUGCAAGUACUGCCUAGCACGGCCCCUCUGGAUAGUGUAUAAAAUCUUGUAUUGUUGUUGA
This is a messenger RNA of Phragmites australis (common reed), 1091 nucleotides long. RefSeq lists its product as uncharacterized. The transcript is spliced from 7 exons. Lineage: Eukaryota; Viridiplantae; Streptophyta; Magnoliopsida; Poales; Poaceae. Gene Ontology annotation, biological process: translation. Gene Ontology annotation, molecular function: structural constituent of ribosome. The record is from RefSeq and is a predicted model, not a curated record. The coding region runs from base 1 to 756 and encodes 251 amino acids. Gene Ontology annotation, cellular component: ribosome; mitochondrion.